UCGACCAGAACCCGCUUUUUACAACACAAAGUUUAGUUAUUUAAGCAACAGCGCACGGUUUAUUUCUCAGACGCGGAGUGAUACUUAAUGUGCAAAUGAUUUCGAUGAACCAGUCAGAUUGCUUGAUAUGUGCUACCAGUUUUAUAAGUUAGCACAACAUUUAGCUUCAGGUAGCUGUAACCCAACCGUUAGCAUCUUUUAACGUUAUUGUUCGAUUUGUGAACGUUGGCUAACUAGCGGUUAGCAUGAUUAGAAACUGCUGCUUUUCGCCUGAAAUGCCGUUUAAAUUCCGGAAGAUAAGGAUUUGACAACUAGCUAGCUAGGUUAACUUGACUUACAUUUGCAGAAGUGUUUAUUGGAGGUGUUUCCUCACCAACUAACGGUAAUGCUAACAGUCAAGGUUAAUUCAGGUUGCCUUAACGGUAACCGACUGGGGAGCUGAAAGCUGGUGUUGUGACUCAUUUACUUCUCUCCGCUUGCCCCCCUGUCAGUCUCCGUGGUGACCAUCGACAGCAGCAGCACUCGUCCCGUUGAGUUGCCCUCGAGCCCGAUUCACAUGACGUCAGACCAGAAUCCACUGUAUCCAGCUGAUCUACAGGUGCCGCUAACGCACGGAGAGCUGGGUCCAGGAUACUACUACUUCUACCAAGCCAGAGAAGAUGGGGUGCUGUUUUAGUAAAGAGCUCAACCCCGGCCAGCAGAGUGAGAGGAGCAGUCUGUUACAGCCCCCGCUCCACGAUGGGCUGAAUGACGUGACAGAGCAGGUCAGGCAACACGCUGCGGCUGUAGCUCAGCAUGUGUGCUUGGACGAAGAGGAAAAGCGUGUGGCAGACGGACCGGCCCAGAGAAAGCCUGCGGAAGAUGAGGAAAGACCACCAGAACUGGGCAACAAAGUUUGGACAGAGGCGGCCGUGGCCGGCGGGGACAGCACCACGCGGAGUGAGAGGGAUCUUAAAGCAGCCAGCACUCACGACAAGAAGGGGGCUAUAAUUAUCACAACCAGCACAAAUAUACAUACAAACACGGAGACUGAGGUAGGCAUGACACAUACUGGCGUGCCCAGCUGUGGCCCGGCCCCGUAUAUGGAGGUGCCCACACGGAGUCCAGCCAAACAGAAGAUUGUGGAGAAUGCCACACUCAGGGCUUUAUGGUUCAAUCAGCUCCCAGACAGGCACCCGUCGAAAAAAUGUUGGUCAUCUCCCGCCAGGUUACCCUCUGCUAACUGCCAGGGCAACGCCACAGGGAGCGAGGUGUCCGAUAACCAGCGGCCGCUGCCACUGGUCAGCGAGUGUCCGGAGACACAGUUGGAUUACCCCAAAGCUGAGCACAACGAGGAGGAAGGUGAGGACGUCUGUGUCGUCGCGACAACGCUGGGUCAAGGCUUCGAAACAAGGACCCGGAGCUUCUACAGCAUCUGUUCCAUCGACGCCGACGACCUUGAACAUGACCACGUCCACAGCCAAUCCCAAACAGCUGGAGCAACACACCCGCUGCACACAGCUGAAGCAGAAACAGCUGCUCUGCCCUGCAUAGUGGAGUCUCUGGCCUCCGGCCAAUCACACACACAGGCAUCCAGAGUCUGUGACCAGGAGUACGUCACAGAAUCUAAAACAACCGGCCAGUCGCGUGAUGAGGAACCAGCUUCGAGUCAUCAGUCUUCCACCAUCCUGUCACAGACACACCCAGAGAAUUCACUCUCAGCAGAGGAGACCUGCUUACCUCAUCCUGUUGUAAAGCAGGUUGACCCUUCGUCUGACCCGCUGCCCCUGUCCAGCAGUCAAAUAAACAGCGAGGAACCUCAGGCCUCCACACCAGACGGGACUCCGUUUAAAGAUCUGGACUGCCAGACCGCUGCUAAGGACACACAUGAAUCCAUGGAUUACAUGUUGAUGACGUCACACGCAAAUGAAAGUGCACGUGUUGAGGAGGAGAAUAAACGUGGGACUUUCAGCUCCAGUUCUUCAAAGCUCAAACCGCUGCACGGGGAUGAGGUUGUCUUUCCUCUGUCUGGAGGACAGUUUGAGAUGGAUAAAUCCUCGCUACAGAGGGAGGCUAUCCCCUUGAGUAUCUGCCGAGGCCAUUGUGAGGAGAGUGAAGUCGGUUACAGCAGCACAGCAGGCACGACUCUCACUGAGGUGUCCUCAGUUCCCACCAUCUCAGCUGUGUCAUCACUGCCCAUUGAACUGACGGCCUUCUCCUGCCGCACACAUCUGACUCCUCUCUCAGACUUUAAAACCACAUCUCACCAGUGUGACUCCAUAAUAUCUGACAAAUUAGAUGUAAAUUCAAACGAUCCAGCAUUUGAAUUGAGCAGCAUUGAGCCUCCUCGUCAAGAUGUUGUAGAGCCACCUGAGUCGGACCAUAGCGAUGACUGUGACAAACAGCGUGACAGUUUUGAUGUGAAAACUGAAGGUGCCGUGGCGUCAGGCGAGCCUCUUCAGGAUGUCCUCAUGAGUGGAGAUGACAGGCAGGCAGUCAAAGAACCAGAACCACAAGUCUGUCAGAACGGCAAACCUGUUGAAAGAGGGGAUGUUAAAGAUGUUUUACCUGAAACGGCUCAAAACUACUCUCACCUAGAUAUAAGUCCGGCUGUAAACGCGAGCAUCACUCUUCAUGGCCCGGAAGAUUUAAGUCUCGGCCCUCUCACACAGCCUCCUCCUGCUGAAAGUGAGCUUUCUGUUACGGCUUCCUUCACUCCACCUCCCUCUUCCUCAUCUCCGUGCACACCUCCUGAGGAAGGUAAGCGUAGUUUCUGUCCAGAGACUGGAGCUAAUUCUACUGAGACGGAAUGCAGACAAAUCCAACUGGAGGAAAAUCCACCAGAGAAAGUAUUCAUUCACGCAUGUGAGGAAGGAGAAGACACAACAGCUGCACAGGGGACUCGGAUUGAUCCCCCAGUCAAGCAUGAAUCUGCAGAUACAGUAGAACAGCCUCAAACAGCCUCUGAAGCCCCGGUAAUAUUAAGCUCCAGUGUUUCCUCUGACUGUGUGGACCCUAACGUCGACAUCGGCCUGCCGAAUGACACUGCUGAAUGUUUACCUCAAGCUGGAGAUUCAUCAAAUGAAAUUCAUUUCGAGGAAAUCGAUGGGAUACAGAUUCACAUGUCACAGGGGGAAAUGUCUGCACUUGACAGUGAUAUUCCUCCAGAAACUCCAAAUAUUUCUGCUACGGGCACACCACCCCAAGGCGUCGAGGUCUGUACCGGCAUCUGUGAUGACUCAUAUGUGAUUCCUAAUGACUUCAGCUGUCCGGAUGACAAAGCCUCGGUUUUGGACUGCCAGGAGGACAUGAUUCCUGUGGACCCAGGACAGAUUGAUGUUUACGCCUCAACGCCGUCAUACGAGAUUCACUUCCUGGGACAUGAACCGCCCGCUACUGCCGAGGAGGGGGAGAGAGAAGGAGGGAUGAGGGAGAUGGUGUCUGAGUUACUGGGAGACGACGCAGACUCCUCCGUCUGUCGCCUCUAUCCCCACCCCUGGAUCAAACUGGGUCUGGAGGAUAGCUGUGGGGCGUGGGCCCAGGGCGCGUCUGAUGCCGAGCCCAGCCAGGGCGAGAGCAAGACGGGCGCCGACGUAGAGCAGAUCCCAGCCCUGGUCUCGGAGCUGCAGCCGUCUAUGGCUCUGCUGGGAGCUUACCCCUACAGCACAGUGAUGCCUCAGGGACGCUGUGUGUGGGACUGGCACACAGAUUGCACUCAGUCUGGAAAGAAAUACUUGGCUGGGCAGUCUGAACAGGAACCUGCUGUUGCUGCCCCAAGCCUUAACCCUAAUGCUGAGGUAUGGACCAAUCACAACUUCAACUUGGACGUCCCUGGCCCCGCCUUCCUGCAGGCUCAUGAGCCAUGGCUGCAAUUCCCCAGCGAUCUGACCAAUCAGGAAGGAUACGAGCCAGAGUUCCAGCUGGAGAACGUGGGCCUGGCUGAGGCUGUGGUUGAAGCAGAUCCCAGCACACCAGAGUACCACACGCUGUCUGCCGAAGCUUCAAUAGUUAAUGGAGAGCCCACUGACCCACCUGUUACAGAUGAGACUAGAGAAGAGCUGAGGACAGUUUUGGAGUCCUGCCUGACCAGGGAGCACCUUGGCAACGACCUGUACCUUAAUUCUCAGAUGGACAGCGACCAGUAUGUUCCCAUCGCAACUCUGGCCAGCCUCGACAAGAUCAAGAGGGUCAGCACGGACCUGGACCUCAUCGCCGACAUUUUGAAAUCCCUGCCGCUGGUCCAGGUGGCUCCUUGUGGACAGAAGGUCCGGCCCAGUCAGAGUCGAUGUGUCGUCAUCCUGCGUGAGAUCCCCAACACCACACCCAAGGAGGAGGUGGAGGCUCUCUUUGACGGGGAGAACAUUCCCAAGUUCCUGAGCUGUGAGUUUGUGAGCAACGAUAACUGGUUUAUCACUUUCAAAUCGGAAACCGACGCACAACAGGCCUACAAGUACCUCAGAGAAGAGGUUCGAGAGUUUAAGGGAAAGCCGAUCAUGGUGAGGAUAAAGGCCAAAACCAUGGCAGUCACUUCCUUCGCUCCAAAAAAUGGCUACCGACCCACUCAGCUGGACCAGUGCGGCAAUCCUUAUUCCUACUUCCCCCCAAGCAGCUACCAGCAGCCCUGCCCCACCCAACAGCUGUAUGAUUUCACCAAUGACAUGUGGGCUUCGGCUGCGGCAGGAUACCAAGAAUGUGCUGACCAUCAAACAUUGAUGAAUGACUUUAUAAAUGGAUUCUCCAGCUUCAAACCUCAUAACCCACACAGGAUGAGGAGAGGCUCAAGGUGGUCAAAUUCUGACCGUUGGCAGUCCAAUCUAAAUGAUUCCUCACAGUCGUCAGAGCAAGCACCAGUGGAGGGCUCCUCUUCUCCGCUGAGGCCGGGUCGAGGACGGUCGCGGGGCAACGUGCGCCGUCCGAGCAGAGGUGUAAGGAGCGAGCCCACUUCUGAUCGUGGAAGGAGAGGAAACUUCAGCCAGAGGAGGAGAGAGAACCCGAGGUCAUGGGACAAAUCUGCCGGGAGCAGUCGUAAUGCACAGAGUCAGUCGCCUCCUCGUCAACCGUCUCCUCCUCCUGAGCUCGGCCUGACGAGCUUCCCUCCUCUUCCUCCGGCAAAGACUGCCAUGGCAACGGUACAGGCAGCUAACGGCAACGUCAAGAUUCCAGUCAAAAUCAGCAGCCUGUGUGCAUCGGUGCCAGCAAAGUCUCAAGAGCCUCAACCAAUCUCAGAGCAGAAUGUGACGGAGCGUGCCGAGACGACCAGCGAGGCCAACCCAGCUCAGCUUACACAGGAACCAGUCACAGAGUCCAAGAGGCCAAGCUACGCCCAGAUCUGCCAGAGAGUGUCGUCCAAUGAGCCGGCGCCGCCCGCCGACCUCGCUCCUUCAGAGGCAGCGCAUAUCCCGACGUUUCCGGGCCAGGCAUCCAAACCAGAUGUGUUGCCACAGUAAUCAUAUUGAUGUCACAUGAGCUGAAAUCAUUGUACUGUCUUAUUACGCAAACCUGCCGCACGUUUUCUGUGAGUAAUAAUCCGCGUGUACAGAGUGAUGUGGCAUUAACCACCAAACAGCCUUUAAAUCAACUCCAUUUAGGUCUGGAUCUAGAAACUUUAGCCUUGAUCUACACAGCUGACCAUGUGCGGGUGGGGUGGGGGGGGUGUCAGACUGCUGGCUGGUUCAGGACAGGACGAGCUCGUGUGGGUCUGAGGUCGCCAGCCACUCAGGAUGUUUAUGCCAACUUUUAGUUUUUAGAGCGGAAGCUGAAAAGAAUCUGUAAAUGUUGAUCUGCAACUUUAACGUUUUUUUAGUUUUAUUUCUUGGUUUGUAGUUCAGAUGAGUUUAUUGAGAGCCAGGUUUUGAUUUAGUCUUGUUUUGCUGAUGGCUCUUCUUUUCCUGCCGUUUGUGUGUGUUUGAUGUUUUCUCGCUGUACAGGAUGUUCCGCCAUGACUUUAUUAUUUUUUUUUUGUUUAUUUUUAUUUUACUUUUUUUCAUACAUCUGUGAUAUUCUUUAGUCUACAGGGCCGCUGUGGGCACACAUGAUGCUGUUUCAUUAAAUGUUAUAGUCACCAAGUUUGUUUCCAUUUGCAGACGUUGGUGAGAUGUCCAGGCUUGUAAUGAACCAAGUUCCAGUGUGUAUUAGUGAGUUCUGGUAGGAUCAGACCUGUAUUGAUUUGAUCUUGGAAUCAAAUUGAACUUCAAAAGCACUGAAUAUCGCUACUUUAUCUCUGCACGACUUUUUAAUUUCAUUUUAGAAUUUAAUUUAUGUCCUAAUUUUUAUUUACGUUGGAUAUGAGUGCUUUUGUGUGUUUAAAGCUUUAGUCUCACCUGUGUGGAGUUCAGGUGUACCCCCGUGUCACAGCGUCCAGUGUUUUGGACACAGCUAGGCUCGGUUCAGGUCGUCCCAUGGAGCUUCUGGCUGGGUGUAGUAGUUACUCGGUGUCCGUAAACGAGCAUCGUUUCAGCACGAGCAUCUUGAACUGCACUGAUUCCAAUGGUCUUUUGUUUAAAAUAUACUAUUUUAAAUGUGAAACAGUUGUCCUGGAGAAAGAGCAGGCGUAGUUGUGGCACAUGUUACUUUGUCUGUACAGAUGUACAUAUUAUUGAACAAAUAUUAAAGUGCCUUUCAAGUUAAAA
Sander lucioperca (pikeperch) is the source of this 6608-nucleotide messenger RNA. RefSeq lists its product as uncharacterized. Gene Ontology annotation, cellular component: cytosol; cytoplasmic stress granule. Gene Ontology annotation, biological process: positive regulation of translation. Lineage: Eukaryota; Metazoa; Chordata; Actinopteri; Perciformes; Percidae. The transcript has 18 exons. The coding region runs from base 660 to 5426 and encodes 1588 amino acids. Gene Ontology annotation, molecular function: mRNA 3'-UTR binding. The record is from RefSeq and is a predicted model, not a curated record.